AUGUCGGAUAACAGUCGCCUGUCUUCCGCGGAGAAAAAGCGUCUUCGGGAUCGGCGAGCCCAGCAAAAUUCGCGAAGUAAGAAGUUGCAGUAUCUCGGUCACCUUGAAGAACGCAUCGCUCGGCUAGAAAAGCAGCUCGCCCAUUGUCGGCAACACCACACCGAUGAAGGCGUCCAGCAGCAACUCGAGGAGAUGGAGGGUCUCCGGAAACAAAAUGAAUCUCUUCUUGCGCGUCAACGACAGCUAAGGAGUCUCGUGCAAUCCUGGGACCUCGAGGCGGGCACUCUCUCGGAAGCUCCCUCCAGACCAGCUUAUCCUCCAGAAGCAGUCAAUGUCGAGAGCCUGCGUCCUUCCCUACCACCACCUCCUCCGACAACAGUUUCCCUCAGCCCGGUAGACCCCUUGGAGGCCAGCAGAAGAACUCUUCCUAUCCCUCCACUUCCUCCAAUCUUACCCCCGUUGUCCCCGAUUGCAGCUACUAUCAACCCCGCCAACGAUUCGGCAGCUUCGACUAAGCCGCUGUGGGAACGCAUUCCACUCAACAAUAACGACCCGGCAGCCCCCCAACUGCCCUGGCAAGCCUAUCCGGAGCAGAUCCGAGCGUCGCCAGACUCCCCCGCCUCUCCGCUAGAUAUUUUGUAUGGCUCCAAGACCAACGUCCUGGCGGACCUGAUCUACCGCACCAUGAAGCGACGCCCUCUGCGCGACCCCGAGCGUCUAGCCUGUGGCUGGCUAGCCUACCACCUCCUCAAAUGGGUCUUCUCGCCCAGUCCCAGCCGGUUCGCUCGGCUGCCGACCUUCAUGCAUCCAACCCCUGACCAGCUGAACAUCCCCCAUUUUGCCUCGAUCGACCUCAUGAUCUGGCCGCAGAUCCGGUCAAACCUGAUCCGCCGCUGGCACAUCUACGAAGGCCAGCGCGACGAUCUUUUUGGAUUUCUGUCCUGUUGUCUCAAGGUCCGUUGGCCGUGGGGAGAGAGUAUCCUCGAGCGCGACGAGCACGACCAACUCCGCAUUCGACGCAGCUUCUACGAGACUUUCAUGACCGUCGAGGGGUGGGGAAUCACGCCGGAUGUGAUUCGAAGCUACCCCAGUAUUCUGACAGGGGUGGACCUACAAUCAAUCGUAUAUGAGGUUCUGUGA
Aspergillus saccharolyticus JOP 1030-1 is the source of this 1140-nucleotide messenger RNA. Its product is annotated as bZIP transcription factor. The record is from RefSeq and is a predicted model, not a curated record. The transcript has a single exon. NCBI's taxonomy places the organism in Eukaryota, Fungi, Ascomycota, Eurotiomycetes, Eurotiales, Aspergillaceae. The coding region runs from base 1 to 1140 and encodes 379 amino acids.